Megalobrama amblycephala (Wuchang bream) is the source of this 11328-nucleotide messenger RNA. It is a transcript of the gene cacna1aa, whose product is annotated as calcium channel, voltage-dependent, P/Q type, alpha 1A subunit, a. Gene Ontology annotation, molecular function: high voltage-gated calcium channel activity. Gene Ontology annotation, biological process: chemical synaptic transmission; calcium ion import across plasma membrane. The record is from RefSeq and is a predicted model, not a curated record. NCBI's taxonomy places the organism in Eukaryota, Metazoa, Chordata, Actinopteri, Cypriniformes, Xenocyprididae. Gene Ontology annotation, cellular component: voltage-gated calcium channel complex; neuronal cell body; membrane.
GUGCGUUGGUGGAGAGGGAGAGUUGUCAGCUGUACUGAUGGGAAAUCUCCUUCUAUUAAUUCCGAAAUGUCUGCGUCCAAGAAUAGCCUGUCGGUCCUCGCCCUGCGUGCCCUCGCAAAGCGGAGCCGUUCCCGAGAGACGCACGUUUGAAUGCGCAGCUGUCUCCCAGCGCGCACAUCCCGACCACUUGCACAAACAGCCCAUAACCUGACAACGCGCUGUCAGUUUGUUGCGUGCCGUUAUCAAAGCUGCACAACCGCUCUGUCGUAUAAACAAGCCGACGGUAUUUUAAUGCGGUAAGGUGAGGCAGGUGAGCUGAUGGCUGAGAACACAUUCAGUAGUGGCUGAAUGUACAGGUACAGACUGGAGUUAGUAGAAGGGGGUAAAAAAACAGUCAGUGGGGUGCGUGUUCGUGCGUCAUGUGCUGCAAGAAGAACUGGCCAGAGCGCUGAAUUGAUCAGUGGCUCAUUAUAGCUUAGCUUGCCAGCUGAUCGGAGCUAACUGUUUCGUUCGGCUUGUGUUUCACAAGCUGAUAUCCUGCGAGCCCCCACCCCACAUUCGUUCUCAGCUGCCUCCUCCCCCUCUUUUUUUUUUCCUCCGGGGCGCUUGACGGGGAGUAACGAGGCUAACAGACAGCUCAACAUUGGCAGAAAUAAGGAAUAGAGGGAUCCGAGUGUUCUCACUAACGGAUUGCCUUCGGGGAAGAUGAGCAGAUCCUACGCGGCCCAGAGCCCAGUGCAGGGAAACGAGAGCGGCUAUGGGAACCCGAAGAUGUCGCCGUUGUCCCCUCGCGAUUGAUGCUUCUACUUUCUGUCACUGUGUCCCUUCAUUGGAUUUUAUGACGGCUGGAUUGGUUCUUUUGCACUUAAAAUGUCAGUAAUGGCUCUGGCGAAAAGGAUGACACCUUACCAGUGAGCGCAGGGGGGAAAAAAAUCAAUCGAUACUUGUGAUGAUCUAUUUUUGCAUCCGAAUAAUGUGUCGUAAAGAAGAGGAAAACAGAAUUUAUAUCGGAUAUAACAGAGAUGCAAAUCCACGCGAGUAAACGUGCGCGCGAGGUGACCGAAGGCAGAUUAUAGCUACACUGUGCCAAAUAUUGCGGAUGUUGCGAAAUAAAUAAAUAAUCGUUUUUUUAAAAAAAAAUCAUAUUUCCCCCUGUUUUAAAUAGAUAUUGAUACUGUGAUAAUCAGAAUGCACAGUUAAAACUGAACUAAAAAAAUGUUUUCAUUUCUGUUCACUUGGUUAUCACACAUAGAUCGUAUAGCCUAAAUGAUUGUAGCUAUGAUAAUUACAACCUGAAGGAAAAGCACGGGAGAGUGACCGUUCUGGAAAUUGAGGAUGGAGCCACAGAAAACGAGAGAUUUACUCAAGAAUGACAUGGCCGUGGAAAUAUGUUGAUUUAGGACUCAUAAAAUGAGGUGAUGAUGGACCAUUUUUGUGUGUUGAAGUGGGAAACGAACCUGUGAACUGCAAAAUAUAAGGCACGCUAUUUUGUUCCAUUUUUGUUUGUUUUUUUGUUCGUUUUAUUUUUUCGUUUUCGCCUAAAAUUUCGCCUAACCAUCAGCUCCUGGAGUCUAACGUCACAUAUACACGCCAUGAAGACAAAUGUGUACUCCAGUUAUACACGUAUUAAGUUUUGAAGCAGAUGGGAUGUAAUGUGGUGUGGUCGCGUUGAAUAUUCGCCCCCUUUUUUCCUGCUUCGUGAAGAUUUGGAGUCUAUAGAAUGGCUCGGUUCGGAGAUGAGGUGCCGUCCAGGUAUGGCGGAGGACCGGGACACGCUCAAGGGGGACCCGGCCGCGGCGGCAGCAGGCAGGGUGGCCCGCCGGGUGGUCAACAGAGAAUGUACAAGCAGUCAAUGGCCCAGCGAGCCAGAACUAUGGCCCUGUACAACCCUAUACCGGUGCGGCAAAACUGCUUCACUGUCAACCGAUCUCUGUUCAUCUUCAGUGAGGACAACUUUGUGAGAAAAUACGCCAAAAAGAUCACCGAAUGGCCUCCAUUUGAGUACAUGAUCCUGGCUACCAUCAUCGCUAACUGCAUCGUCCUGGCCCUGGAACAGCAUCUUCCAGAUGGGGACAAGACACCAAUGUCAGAGCGCUUGGAGGACACUGAACCCUAUUUCAUCGGCAUUUUCUGUUUCGAGUCUGGCAUUAAGAUCUUGGCUCUGGGCUUUGCCUUCCACAAGGGCUCUUACCUACGUAAUGGCUGGAAUGUCAUGGACUUUGUAGUGGUGCUUACUGGAAUUCUGUCAACAGUGGGUUCUGACUUUGACCUGAGAACGCUGCGUGCUGUUCGAGUGUUAAGACCUCUCAAACUUGUGUCUGGGAUUCCAAGCUUGCAGGUUGUUCUCAAGUCCAUUAUGAAAGCCAUGAUCCCUCUGCUGCAGAUCGGUCUGCUGCUAUUCUUUGCCAUCCUCAUGUUCGCCAUCAUUGGUCUAGAGUUCUACAUGGGCAAAUUUCACACCACUUGCUUUGACGAAUUCACUGAUGAAAUCCGAGAGGAGUUUCCAUGCGGGCCUGUGACUCCUGCUCGGACCUGUCCUAAUGGAACAGUAUGUAAAAAGUACUGGCUUGGACCUAACUACGGUAUUACCCAGUUUGACAACAUCCUGUUUGCCGUGCUCACGGUCUUCCAGUGCAUCACCAUGGAGGGCUGGACUGACCUGCUAUACUAUAGCAAUGAUGCUUCAGGGAGUGCAUGGAACUGGAUGUACUUCAUCCCCCUCAUCAUCAUCGGCUCCUUCUUCAUGCUCAAUCUUGUGCUGGGUGUGCUGUCAGGAGAGUUUGCCAAAGAAAGGGAGCGAGUGGAGAACAGGAGCGAGUUUCUUAAGCUGAAGCGUCAGCAGCAGAUAGAGAGAGAGCUGAACGGAUAUCUGGAGUGGAUCUGCAAAGCAGAAGAGGUGAUUCUAGCUGACGAGGACAAUGACCCAGAUGACCGACUGCCCUUUGACGGCACAAGGAGGAGACCCACCAUUAAGAAGAGUAAAGCAGAGCUGCUGGAUGCAGAGGAUGGAGAUGGAGAUAUAGGUUCUCCGUUUGCGCGGGGCAGUCUGAAGAGCUCGAAACUGGAGGGCUCUUCCUUCCAUAAAAAGGAGCGUCGACUGAGAUUCUUCAUUAGGCACAUAGUGAAGACGCAAGCAUUCUACUGGAUUGUGCUGUGUCUGGUGGGACUCAACACACUGUGUGUGGCUGUCGUGCACUAUGACCAGCCCGACCUGCUCUCCGACUUCCUCUACUUUGCUGAGUUCAUCUUCCUGGGGAUCUUUAUGUCAGAGAUGUGUAUUAAGAUGUAUGGCCUGGGGACCAGACCUUAUUUUCACUCCUCCUUCAACUGUUUUGACUGCAUCGUCAUUUGUGGCAGCAUUUUCGAGGUGCUCUGGGCUAUGAUCCAGCCAGGAACCUCAUUUGGGAUCAGUGUGUUACGAGCUCUCAGGUUACUGAGGAUCUUCAAAGUGACCAAAUAUUGGGCAUCUCUGAGGAACCUGGUGGUGUCUUUGUUGAACUCCAUGAAGUCCAUCAUCAGUUUACUCUUCCUACUUUUCCUCUUCAUUGUGGUCUUCGCUCUUCUGGGCAUGCAGCUGUUUGGAGGACAGUUUAAUUUUGAAUCCGGCACACCACCAACAAACUUUGAUACUUUUCCUGCAGCAAUAAUGACAGUGUUUCAGAUCCUGACGGGUGAAGACUGGAACAUGGUCAUGUAUGAUGGGAUUGAAUCUCAGGGUGGAGUCAGAACGGGCAUGGUCUUCUCAGUCUUCUUCAUUGUUCUUACACUCUUCGGCAACUAUACUUUGCUCAAUGUGUUCUUGGCCAUCGCUGUGGACAAUCUGGCCAAUGCACAAGAGCUGACCAAGGAUGAACAGGAGGAAGAGCAGGCAGCCAAUCAGAAAAUGGCUCUUCAGACGGCCAAGGAAGUAGCUGAGGUCAGCCCACUGUCUGCAGCCAACCUCUCCAUUGCUGCCAAGGAGCAACAGAAGAACCACAAAGGUUGUAAGUCAGUAUGGGAGCAGCGCACUAGUGAGUUGAGACGACAGACCCUGGUGAACAGCAGAGAGGCUCUUUACAAUGAGUUGGACCCUGAAGAACGCUGGAAGGUCUCGUACUCCCGUCACAUACGUCCCGAUAUGAAGACCCAUCUGGACCGGCCAUUGGUCGUGGACCCUCAGGAGAACCGCAAUAACAAUACCAACAAAACCCGUCCAGGUGACGGCCAGCCCCAGCGCACUCAUCAGCUCCUGCACAAACAGCCCAACUUCAAUGAGGGGGAGAGUGGUGGAGGUGGAGGAUCUGGGCCCUGGCCAGCAUUGGAAAGAGGGGACUCUACAGGCUCACGUCGGAGUCUUUUGGGCUCCGAGAACCAUGGGGAGGGUAGAGAGUCUCACCGCAGACAUCAGCACGGCGAGCGCUGCAGCCAGGCCCGCCAACGUCGUAAAGCCCCAGAGGAGGAUGGAGAGGGCGGAGGGAGGAGACACAGGAGUAAAGGCAGGGAAAGAGGAACUGAGUGUGAGCAUAUAGAUGGAGGAGAGCGUAAACACAGACGUCAUCACCAUGAGGGCGAGGGAAGGAAAGAGAGAGGGGUGCGACACCGCACCAGGAAGGAUGGUCAUGGAAGUGGCCCUACUCUCUCCACAACCCGUCCCAUUCAGAAGACUCUGUCCAGGCAGGACAGUCAGUAUAGUGAGGAUCUGGACAAUGCCAUGAACAACAAGCUUGCCACCCAGCCACCUAGUAGCUCCACCCCACAUGAUAGUCUGCUCAAUCUGGCCAACAGUGCCCACACUGCCAGCCUGGCACAUACUGGCACAGAGAGCAGCCUCAUUCUCACCAACCCUUCCUCUACCAGUACUAACGUUGCUAGCACUGGACAUCUGGGCAUGAAACCCGAGUACACGGCCGUGGACAUUCCCCCUAUGUUCCCCUCCAGUAACGCCAUCCUACAGGUCAAUAAAAAUGCCAACACUGAGCCCCUGCCCAAAAAGGAAGACACAAAGGGUGACGAUGAUGAUGAUGAAAAAGGUGACGGGGGGCCUAAACCCAUGCCACCCUACACCUCAAUGUUCAUUCUGACUACCACCAACCCAUUUCGGAGGUUGUGCCACUAUAUUGUCACGCUCAGAUAUUUUGAGAUGUGUAUUCUGCUGGUCAUUGCGAUGAGCAGUAUUGCCCUGGCCGCUGAAGACCCUGUCUGCCCCGAAUCUCCCCGGAACAAUGUCCUGCGAUACUUUGACUAUGUGUUCACGGGUGUGUUCACCUUUGAGAUGCUCAUUAAGAUGGUGGAUUUAGGUCUUGUCCUGCAUCAAGGCUCAUAUUUCCGUGACCUUUGGAACAUCCUGGACUUUAUUGUGGUUAGUGGUGCCCUGGUGGCGUUCGCCUUCACUGGAAGCAGCAAAGGGAAAGACAUCAGUACUAUCAAGUCUCUACGUGUGCUCCGAGUACUGCGGCCUCUGAAAACCAUCAAGCGUCUGCCCAAGCUGAAGGCUGUCUUUGACUGUGUGGUGAACUCUCUGAAGAAUGUGUUGAACAUCCUCAUUGUCUACAUGCUGUUCAUGUUCAUCUUUGCUGUGGUGGCUGUGCAGCUCUUUAAGGGCCGUUUCUUCUACUGUACUGAUGAAUCCAAGGAGUUUGAGCGGGAUUGCAGGGGCGAGUAUCUUGUCUAUGAAAGAGAUAACGAAGUGAGGGCGCAGAAGCGGGAAUGGAAGAAAUACGAUUUCCACUACGACAACGUGCUCUGGGCCCUUCUCACCCUCUUCACCGUAUCUACGGGAGAGGGGUGGCCGCAGGUGCUGAAACAUUCAGUGGAUGCGACCUACGAGAAUCAGGGCCCGAGCCCAGGUUACCGGAUGGAAAUGUCCAUCUUUUACGUGGUGUACUUUGUGGUCUUCCCCUUCUUCUUCGUCAACAUUUUCGUUGCUCUCAUCAUCAUCACUUUCCAGGAGCAAGGAGACAAAAUGAUGGAGGAAUAUAGCCUGGAAAAGAAUGAGAGAGCUUGUAUAGACUUCGCCAUCAAUGCUAAACCGCUCACACGUCACAUGCCUCAGAACAAGCAAACAUUCCAGUACCGCAUGUGGGAGUUUGUGGUGUCUCCUCCAUUUGAAUACACAAUCAUGGCCUUGAUUGCCCUCAAUACCGUUGUCCUUAUGAUGAAGUAUGAUGGAGCAUCACAAACCUAUGAAGAUGUGUUAGCCAACCUGAACAUAGUGUUCACCUCACUUUUCUCCAUGGAGUGCAUACUGAAGAUCAUUGCCUUUGGAGCGCUGAACUACUUCAAAGACGCCUGGAACAUCUUCGACUGUGUGACUGUACUUGGCAGCAUCACUGAUAUUUUAGUCACAGAGCUAGGGAACAAUUUCAUAAAUCUGAGUUUUCUAAGGCUCUUCAGAGCUGCUCGUCUCAUUAAGUUGCUCAGGCAGGGUGAAACCAUACGCAUCCUGCUCUGGACCUUCGUCCAGUCUUUCAAGGCUCUGCCGUAUGUGUGCCUACUCAUCGCCAUGCUGUUCUUCAUCUACGCCAUCAUUGGCAUGCAGCUGUUUGGGAACAUUUCGCUUGAUGACAAUGGUGAGAGUGCCAUUAACCAGCACAACAACUUCAGGACUUUUUUCCAGGCCCUAAUGCUGCUCUUCAGGAGUGCUACAGGUGAGGCAUGGCAUGAAAUCAUGCUGUCAUGUCUGGGAAAGAAGGUGUGUGAUCGUCUCUCUGGUAACACGGAGGCAGAAUGUGGGAGCGAGUUUGCCUACCUCUACUUUGUCUCCUUCAUCUUCCUCUGUUCCUUUCUGAUGUUGAAUCUUUUCGUGGCUGUGAUCAUGGAUAAUUUUGAGUACCUGACACGUGACUCCUCUAUCCUGGGACCCCAUCAUCUGGACGAGUAUGUGAGGAUCUGGGCAGAGUAUGAUCCAGCUGCUUGCGGGCGCAUUCAUUAUAAGGAUAUGUACAGUUUAUUGCGAGUUAUCGACCCCCCUCUGGGCUUAGGCAAGAAAUGUCCUCAUAGGGUGGCCUGCAAGAGACUGUUGCGGAUGGAUCUGCCAGUUGCCGAUGAUAACACAGUGCACUUUAAUUCUACCCUUAUGGCCUUAAUCCGAACUGCUCUGGACAUCAAGAUCGCCAAGGGUGGGGAAGGAGGUGUGGAUAAACACCAAAUGGAUGCUGAACUAAGGAAGGAGAUGAUGGCGAUAUGGCCUAAUCUCUCUCAGAAGACUCUGGACCUUCUAGUGACGCCACACAAGUCGACAGACCUGACAGUAGGAAAGAUCUACGCUGCCAUGAUGAUCAUGGAGUACUACCGGCAAAGUAAAGCCAAACGGACACAAGCUCUCCAUGAUGAGCAGAAUCGAACGACAUUAAUGUUUCAGCGUCUGGAGCCGCCGUCUCCAAGCCAGGAUGUGGGGCAGGGACUCACUGGCCUUCCUGAAACUCAACCGCACCCAGCAAAUCAUCUGCCUGUUGAUGAAAGGAUACCGGAGAGCCAAUCAUGGGUGACGGCACGGGCCCAAGAGAUGUCUCAGAAAGCAGGCUGGAGUCCUGAAGGCCAACACCCAGAUGACACAGAAGAUAAUCGCAGACAAUCUCAGACAGUAGAGAUGAGAGAGAUGGGGCGGGACGGGUACUCGGACACUGAGCACUAUCUGUCGAUGGAAGGCCAUGGCAGGGCUGCUUCCAUGCCUCGACUCCCAGCAGACAACCAACCAAGGAGGAAAGGACGGCACCGGGGAGAUAAUCUCACUACCAUCACUGAUAACAGUCCUAUGAAGCGCUCGGCUUCAUCUCUGGGACACGGGCGUCCAGGCCGCCCAAUGCGGGGUGAGGACUACGCCAUGGAGAGGGUUAUCCCAGAAGAGGGCCACAGACAUGGGCAUCGCCACCGAGACCGCAGUCACCGCGCGUCAGAGCGGUCCCUGAGCCGCUACACUGAUGCUGACACAGGUCUUGGUACUGAUCUCAGCACCACCACACAGUCAGGAGACCUGCCAUCCAAGAGGGACCGAGGCCGUGCCAAAGACCGCAAGCACCACCAUCAUCACCAUCACCACCACAGUUCUGUAGAUAAGGAGCACUACGGACAUGAGAGAGAACGAGGAGACUACGGCCACAGACAGUCUAGAGAGAGAGACCGCCGCUGGUCCCGCUCACCGAGUGAGGGCAGAGAGUGCCUGACUCACAGACAGGGCAGUAGUUCAGUAAGCGGCAGUCCAGUCCCCUCCACCUCCGGGACCAGCACGCCCCGCCGCGGCCGGCGUCAACUACCCCAAACCCCCGCUACGCCCCGGCCCCAUGUUACCUACUCUCCCGUGGUCCGUAAGCCCAUCGGGGGCACCCCCCCUCCCGGCCAGCAGAACCGACUGCCUGCCCCGACCUCGCGUCGGUUCAGUCCGCCUGGCCCGGAGCCCCCGCUUCCCCCUCACCAUCACCCGUCGCCUCCCCACCACGGCUCUCCCCGCUCCUCACGUCAUGCUCACUGGGGCCCCGACCCUGCGGAGAGUGUGGAGGGCGACGGUUUCUACGAUGACCAAGACUAUGAGUUCAAUCACCAUGAACCUCCAUCCUACGAGCAAAGCCCUGUGCAGGGCAACCCUCACCCACAUUCCCCCAGGACUUCCCGCCACAGCACCCCCCCUCAGGGCCACCCGCGGCGCAUGCCAAAUGGCUAUCGUUCGUCCUCGCCCUCUCCGCACCACCACGCCACCAACCACCCGGGAACGCAUAAGCCUCCUCAUCCCAGAGGGCCCAGGAAGGGCCUCCAUGAACCCUACAGUGAGACUGAUGAGGAUGACUGGUGCUAGCCUCUGGGACGGGGAGGGGCGAGUCCUUCCACUCUUUCUGGAACGGACUGCCACCAAACGGAGUGUAGGCUCACAGUAAAACAAUACUCUCACUGGAUUGGCCGAUCUUUCCAGGGAAACACUUGGCAGUGCGCUGAAUGUCCACAGGGGAAAUCAAGGCAUGAUUCGUUUCUUUCUAUUUCUUGUUUCUUUUCCGAUUCCUCUGCUGCCAAGUGUUUCUCUGAAAGCGACGGACUGCUGACAGUGAAUAUGAAGACUAACGAAUAUGAAAUCCUGUUCUUAGCCUUUUUCUGAAGAAUACAAAAAAAUGUUUUGAUAAGGAGGAGGAAUGUCUGAACAUUUUUUCCCCAGGACAUUUCAUGCAGUCCCUCCGGAAAUGAGACGCUACAAACUCUUUAGCACUCGUUUAAAAAAAUUUCAAAAACGGUGAGGUGGGUCACUUUUUAUUUCACAGAACUUGAAUGGAGAUUCGUUUAUUGCAAAAAUCAGUCCAGAUGCUGGGAAAUAUCGAUGAGUUUUAUCAUCUAUGUUUACUGUUAAUAAUUAUCCCAGUUGAGGGGGAGGCGUUCGCCCGUGCGGGUAAGUUGUGGGUGGCAAAUGGAGAUGGGUGGAGGUGAACUCACCUGAACUAAAAUAGGAAAGUCCACCCUGCACUUCAGCCCCCCGAAUGCAAGAAAGAAGAAUCACACAAAAAAAAAAAAAAAAGGAGAGAAAAAUGAAAAGCUCCUCACUCUUUCUUCUUCUUCGGCUUCGUCUUCUGCUUCUCAUUGGAAACACUGGAGUUUGAAUCUUCUGUUGCACUGCCCAGCUUUGUUUGAACUCCUAGAAAAUAAAUCCUUUGGAAAUCCUGCAUGAUUGAAAAAAAGGAAAAAAAACAAGUUAAAAAUACACAGGGAAACUUUGGAUAAAAAGGGGAAAGGGGGGGAUCAAUUUUUUGGCUCUUUUGUCAUGUCCGUGACGUUCUUUCUCUCUCCCGUCGGCGCCCUCCGUCUCUCUCUCUCUCACGACUCUCUGUGAUCCCUCUCUCCUGAAGGAAAGGGGAGAUGAAGCCAUUGCUAACAUUCAAACUACUAGUAAAUGGGUGAGCAGAAGGAUGUUCGCAAUUUUUUUAUACCAGAUUUGGUGCCAAAUACCACAUACGAUAAAGAUUGUGAAUCAAAAAUAAACGGAUAGCACAAUUAUUUUUAAGCUUGAGACAUUUUAUAACACUUUAUUUACAUUCCUCUAUCACUGUAUAGAUAAUUUGCUCACUUGCACAAAAAUGCAGACAUAGUAGCACAUAAAAUACUCACAAACAUAUAACAGGCAAAGUACAUGUGUGAUUCUUUUCCCUUAAACCGCCGUAAACAUGCUCUUCCAGUCUUCCAGGGUAAAUGCAGAGAGAGAGAGAGAGAGAUGAGGGGAGGCGGGGUGGAGAAGAGAGAGAGAGAACCUCUCCAUCUUUACAUAUGAUUUCAUGUUGAUAAUGACAAUGUGUGUAUAAAGAUGAUCACAUAAAUGAUAAGUGAUGAUGAUGAUGAUGAUAAUGAUGAUGAUGCUUUUAAUUUAAUUUUCUACCUGUUUUUGUAUUUGACUGCUGCUCUUUGUAUUGCCAUACUUGUUUUCAUGUGAGUUUUGUGUAGAUGGUGUGUGGAGCUCUGUGAUAGUGAUCCAUUAUGGGCCAUGACAGAAACCCAUCUGACCUUCAGCCAAUGUCCUCGGUAGCUCGACGACUUGGACUGUUUCUAUGGAAACACUUUCUCAGCCAUAUCAGUGAGCGUUAAUGACAGUUUGAAGCAUGCAUCUGAUCUCAAGUCUCUGUAACUGUGAACACUUUUUAUCAAGAAGGAAAAAAAUGAAAAAGAAAGUAGAGGAAGAGCUGACUAGUUAUCGACCAUAUUGAUAUAAACAGGAUAUAAACGAUAUUAAAAAGAGAGUUUAGAUGUUAGUUAACAAGGAUUAAUUAGGUUGGUGUAAAAUUCUUACAUUUUAUAUUUUUUUAAAAACUUUUUUUCUUUCAUAAUCUUCCUUUUAAAUGCUGAUUCUUAUUUGUUGAAAUUAUUUUUAUAAUUAUCUAUUAUUAAUUAUUUAUUUUCUACCUUUAAACCAGUGGUUUUCAGCCAGAAUUCCAACAAUGACUUCAAAUAUUAAAUUAUUUUAAAUAAAUAUAAAUAAUCACUUGUAAUCAAAUUGUAGUAAAUAUCAAAUAUCAAAAAGUUUGAGAACCACUGCUUUAAACUGACCUAAAAAAAAAAAAAAAAAAAUCCCUAAGACUUUUCGAUGUGUAGGUAAAUGUGAAAAGGUAACUGAGCUCCACUACCUCUACUCGAUCAGCAGAUGGCGCUGUGAUCCACAUUGUUCAGCAGCCAGUGGUUCUGGCUCCAUCAGUCUCACCUUUUUCUGUUCCAUGUUUAUGUCAAUGACCUGUACAUUGAGAGUAGUACUAUGUGUCUGUCACCGAUGGUGCACCGUUCUGUGUUCAGGAAAUGUAACACAGCCAGUCAAACUGCACAGGAACAUGUAACACAGCCAAUCAAAUUGCAUGGGUGAAACAAUGACCGGGCCUUUUCUGCCAAAACUUG